CAGCUGUGCUGAUAAAUUCUGGUUAAACUGUUUACCCUGAGCCACAGGGUGACCUUGGGCAAUGCAUGAGCCUGACAGGAUGACAACAUGUUUCUUCCAGCUGUCUGUGUUAGACUCCUGGAUCUCAGAUUUCUUUUACAGUCAAGAUUUUUGGGCCCAUCUGGAAGCAGUGUGAAUCCACUGUAGCAAAGCCUGCAUCCAGACAGAGAGCCUGCAGUAACCCUGUACCUUGGGAGUGUAUGAAAUGAUGCUGGUUCUGCAGGACUUUCUGGCUGCAGGAGUGACUUGCACUGGAAAAAAUGAGCAGGAGGCCAGCAUACCCAGAGUCUCUGCAGACCUGCCACAAAGCUGAUGCCUUCAUUAAUGAUCUGCAGCAGUCAGCCCACAAGCACCGCCACCACCAUGGCUCUGAUGCAGAGCAAGAUGCCAAGAAAAUUCACAGUGCCUGCAAAGGAGCAGGAACCAAUGAAAAAAAAAUUAUUGAAGUCUUAUCAAGUCGAACAUCGGAGCAGAGACAACAAAUAAAACAGAAGUACAAGGAAUUGUAUAGCAAGGAGAUGGAGGAGGACCUGAAGGGAGACCUGAGUGGGAACUUUGAGAAGGCUGUGCUGGCUUUGCUGGACUUGCCCUGCGAGUUCGAGGCCCGAGAGCUUCGGAGGGCAAUGAAGGGAGCCGGGACGGACGAAUCGCUGCUCAUUGAGAUCCUCUGCACUCGCAGCAACAAGGAAAUUGUAAACAUAAAGGAGGCCUACAAGCGCUUGUUUGACAGGGAUCUGGAGUCUGAUGUUAAAAGUGACACCAGUGGCUCCCUACAGAAGAUAUUAGUCAUGGUGCUGGAGGCAACCCGAGAUGAGACCCAGCAGGUCAAUGCAGAGCUUGCUGAGCAAGAUGCCUCAGAUCUGUAUAAAGCAGGAGAAGGCCGCUGGGGAACAGAGGAGCUGGCUUUCAAUGUGGUCCUAGCAAAGAGAAGCUACGGCCAGCUGAGAGCCACUUUUCAAGCCUAUGAGAAGGUGUGUGGUAAGGACAUAGAAGAAUCCAUUAAAAGUGAAACAUCUGGAGAUCUGGAGAAGGCUUAUCUGACUCUAGUCAGCUGUGCCAAAGACUGCCCAGGUUACUUUGCCACACUUCUGCACAAGUCAAUGAAAGGAGCUGGGACUGAUGAAGAGACCUUGAUUCGCAUCCUUGUGACCAGGGCUGAGAGCGACCUGCCAGCAAUAAAGGAGAAGUUCCAGCAGAUGUACAAGAAGCCCUUGGCUGAAGCUGUCCGCUCUGACACCUCUGGGGACUUCAGAAAGUUGCUGCUGGCAAUUUUGCACUGAAAGCCCAUCAAGAAUGAAGAAGCAUGCUGAGCAGCCAUCUCUUGAUUAGCUUCCAGAAAACCAUCCAAAAAUGUGGCAUUAGCACAAAGAAAAAAUUCAAUUUAUUUUCUUUCCAGCUGGGAAAUAUGUUGCCAAGUAAUGUUGGACAUGAGGUUUAUGUUAUGGCUGUCUUGCCAAAUGCCCUUAAGCAAUAAAGGCAUGUUGAAAAAAUUAGAUAUAAA
This is a messenger RNA of Zonotrichia leucophrys gambelii, 1540 nucleotides long. RefSeq names its product annexin A13 (gene ANXA13). The record is from RefSeq and is a predicted model, not a curated record. The transcript has 12 exons. The coding region runs from base 300 to 1319 and encodes 339 amino acids. Gene Ontology annotation, cellular component: cytoplasm. Gene Ontology annotation, molecular function: calcium-dependent phospholipid binding; calcium ion binding. NCBI's taxonomy places the organism in Eukaryota, Metazoa, Chordata, Aves, Passeriformes, Passerellidae.